CUGUUGAUCAUCAUGUCUGGAAGAGGCAAAGGCGGUAAAGGAUUGGGAAAAGGAGGCGCUAAGCGUCACCGUAAAGUUCUGCGUGAUAACAUCCAGGGAAUCACCAAACCCGCCAUUCGUCGUCUCGCACGCCGCGGUGGAGUUAAGCGUAUCUCCGGUCUGAUCUACGAGGAGACUCGCGGUGUGCUUAAAGUGUUUCUGGAGAAUGUGAUCCGUGACGCCGUUACAUACACCGAGCACGCCAAGAGGAAGACCGUGACCGCCAUGGAUGUGGUGUACGCUCUGAAACGGCAGGGACGCACUCUGUACGGGUUCGGCGGUUAAACAUCUAUCAGUCCUUAAACCAAAGGCUCUUUUAAGAGCCACCCACCAUGUCAGAAAAGAGGCCUUUGACUUGCUUUAUAUUGAGGUUUCUGUAGAAGAUCCUGUUAUUAUUUUUAAUUCCGAAUAUAUUACUAAACCUGCAGUUCCUUCAUUUAUUUGUUAAAGCCGAACGUGAACAAGUCUGUUUUAUGUUUGAUGCUUAUCUCAGUUUUUUUUUAGGUAAUCCAAAGUCUCUAGCUUUGUGUAAAAGAUACACAGUAAAACUAAUCCAGUUUUCUUUUCAGCCGGUAUAUUUAGAAUACCAACCACUGUAAAUAGUCAGAGUGAGUGUUAAUUUGUUUACAGACAUAAUUUGAUUAAAUUAAGCACUUAGUAGCAAUUAGUUUAGUGCCAAUAUAUAAAAGAUAAAAAAAAAU
This is a messenger RNA of Danio aesculapii, 740 nucleotides long. RefSeq lists its product as uncharacterized. Gene Ontology annotation, molecular function: protein heterodimerization activity; DNA binding; structural constituent of chromatin. Gene Ontology annotation, cellular component: nucleosome. Gene Ontology annotation, biological process: nucleosome assembly. The record is from RefSeq and is a predicted model, not a curated record. Lineage: Eukaryota; Metazoa; Chordata; Actinopteri; Cypriniformes; Danionidae. The coding region runs from base 13 to 324 and encodes 103 amino acids. The transcript has a single exon.